AUUGUUGCUAUAUAUAUAUAUGCACAUUCUCUUGAAUUCCUCCCUGUCUCAAAUUGCUUUCUCCUCGUGAAUUCUCAUAUGGUUUUGGAAACAAAGGAAUUCUGCCUCCUUCACUCGUCUCAGUAAAACAAGAAAAUACAUUUCUACAUUUCUCUCUUUUUUAAAUUUUUUACCAUAAAUGACAAUAGGUUUCACCGGCAUUGAAUUCUUCCCGCCAAACUAUCUGUUAGCUGACAAACAAUCUUCGGCAUCGCCGGAAUCUGGCAUUCCAGAGCUCCUCGUCCUCUCUCUCGUCAAGUUCAGGAAAAGAGAAAAGGUUUGAUCCACUCGAAUACUCCCCCGUGUAGUGACGAUGGAGAAUGAACCGCAGGGCUCUGAUCAAGUCGAAACUAUCCUAGAAGUACAACCUGAAAAUAAUGAAGACGUCAGCUCAGCUGCCAAACGCAGAAUAAAAAAGAAAAGGGGAAUGGGCAGAAGCUGGACUUCAGCAUUUCUCUUGUUAGCGAAUCAAGCACUGGCAACGCUAUCCUUCUUCGGUGUAGGGGUGAACUUAGUUCUGUUUUUAACUCGUGUUAUGGAGCAAAGCAAUGCUACUGCAGCCAACAACGUCAGCAUAUGGACUGGCACCGUCUACUUGUGCUCCCUUGUCGGAGCAUUCCUCAGCGACUCUUACUGGGGCCGUUAUAUCACUUGCGCCCUCUUUCAAGUCGUUCUUGUUGCAGGCCUAGUUCUACUAUCCAUCACUUCAUGGCUUUUCUUGCUCAGCCCUAAAGGCUGUGGAGAUGGCAAGUUAGGCUGUGACCCUAAUGCAACUCAUGGCACUGCCUUAUUCUAUCUCGCCAUAUACUUGGUUGCUUUCGGCUACGGCGGCCACCAGCCCACCUUAGCCACCUUCGGAGCCGAUCAGUUCGACGCCAAGCACACCGACGACAAGUCUGCUUUCUUCUGCUACUUCUACUUCGCUCUCAACGUUGGUUCCUUGUUUUCCAACACCAUCUUGGUCUACUACGAGGAUCACGGAGAAUGGACUCUGGGCUUCGCGGCGGCAACCGCCUCAGCCGUGGUGGGGCUCGUCGUGUUUCUGCUGGGCUCCCGCGGCUACAAGUACGUUAAGCCGUAUGGGAAUCCUAUACCGCGCGUGGCGCAGGUGUUCGUCGCUGCGGGCAGGAAAUGGAAGGUGUCCCUCAACCAAGGAGACGCGUUGUUUGAGGUGGAAGGAACCCAAUCUGCGAUUAAAGGAAGCCGGAAGAUCAUGCAUACCGAUGAAUUUAAGUGUCUCGACAAGGCCGCCAUCAUGACCGAGCAAGACUGUCGAAACCCAUGGCGGGUUUGCUCGGUGACGCAAGUGGAGGAAGCCAAAUGCAUAAUCCGAAUGCUGCCCAUCUGGCUAUGCACGAUCGUGUACUCGGUGGUGUUCACGCAAAUGGCGUCGCUCUUCGUGGAGCAGGGAGAUGUGAUGUACUCGACCAUCGGCAAAUUCCACCUCCCGGCGGCUAGCAUGUCUGUUUUCGACAUCUGCAGCGUUCUGUUCUGCACCGGAAUAUACCGUCAGAUCCUGGUCCCUAUAGCCGGCAAGCUGAGCGGCAACCCGAAGGGGUUGACGGAGCUCCAGCGGAUGGGAGUGGGGCUGAUCAUCGGCAUGCUGGCCAUGGUGGCCGCAGGGCUGACCGAGAUGGAGAGGCUGAAGAGAGUUGUGCCCGGGCAGGCGGUGAGCUCGAUGAGCAUAUUCUGGCAGAUCCCGCAGUACGUGCUGGUGGGGGCGUCGGAGGUUUUCAUGUACGUGGGGCAGCUGGAGUUCUUCAACGGGCAGGCGCCCGAUGGGAUAAAGAGCUUCGGCAGCUCGCUGUGCAUGGCCUCCAUAUCGCUGGGCAACUUCGUGAGCAGCUUGCUGGUGCAGAUGGUGAUGGGCAUCACUGCCCGGAACCAGCAGCCGGGCUGGAUCCCGGAGGAUCUCAACGAAGGCCACAUGGAUAGAUUCUAUUUCCUCAUCGGGCUGCUCACCGCCCUCGAUUUCGUCAUCUACGUAUGGUGUGCCAGGUGGUAUAAGUGUAUCAAGAUUGGAGAGAAUGAUGCGUUGGAGGAGCCCGCCGCUGCUGUCUGAAUCUCAUCAUAUCUACUUCUUAUUUUAAAUUUUAAUAAAAGGUUGCUACCAUAAAAGAGACAAGAGGAAGCGAGACCCUUGAUUCAGGGCAUGACUGCUUCAUGUUUCUCAACCUUUUUUUUAUCUUUAUUUUCUUUUGUAGCUCUGUGGUUCUCCAUCAAUUUACUACAUUUUUCACA
Messenger RNA from Salvia miltiorrhiza (redroot sage), 2280 nucleotides. RefSeq names its product protein NRT1/ PTR FAMILY 7.1. The record is from RefSeq and is a predicted model, not a curated record. The transcript has 4 exons. Gene Ontology annotation, molecular function: transmembrane transporter activity. Gene Ontology annotation, biological process: transmembrane transport. Bases 353 to 2101 code for a protein of 582 amino acids. Gene Ontology annotation, cellular component: membrane. Lineage: Eukaryota; Viridiplantae; Streptophyta; Magnoliopsida; Lamiales; Lamiaceae.